AUGGCGACACAAGCAGCGCUGAUAGCCGAUACGAUCAUCGGCAUGAAGAAAGCUCUCCGCAGAGAGCGGGAUGAUGUUGCCCCCGACGACCCCAUUACCCAGCCCACCAACCGCGGAAACAAGAUGAGAGCGAACGCAAAGUAUGUCCGAGAGGGCGCGAUGGGUUAUAUUGAUGCAGAGGACUUUUACAGAGAGAAAGUCGAACACGCAGGUUAUACACGCCGGAUCCUGAAAAGGAACCCAAUUCGCUACGAUUCGGAGGGCGAUGAACUUUUGGACGACGACGAAGAUUCCGAGACGGACACUACAAUCACCGAAGAAAAUCCGUUCGCUGGGGUAGUACUGGAAACACUCUUGUGUCCGCUGAAGCACCCCUCCGAACUCCCCACGCACCCUUCAAUGUCCCAACCGUACACAUCCCGCGCCCUGGAACACAUGACAGCUGCAGUAGACGAGAAGCUCCGCCAAGAACGAGCCCUUCUAUGGCGCGCUAGAAAUCUUCAUCGGCAAUUUCUGGGCGACGCUGGCUGGAUGCCAUGUGGCAUUAUAGAAACGCCCGACGACAGGUACAUUUUUGAACCUAGGCCCGCAAACCAGUCGAGCUCAAACGGUGUCCAGAGUAAUCCAACUCUCGCGGAUUCCCCAUCUAUCAACGGGCAUGUCAAUAGUAACCCCGAGGAAUCAUUCGCCCAAAACGGGCAGCCAGAAAACGAUGUCGAGAUGACUGCCGAGGCCUCUGGUGGACCGGUUCCCAAUGACAUUCAGGACCAAAACAAGGUGCUCAAAUCGGAGGAAGCCGAUGCUGGUGUGAAUGAUCUCCCGCCUCAUCCAAAGCCCGCAGAUGAGCCAAAUCAUGCAGCUGGUGAUCUUCAGAUGGACGGGACCAAUAAUGGAGCGGCUACGAAUACCGACGUCGAGAACAGAGAAGCCCAUGAUGACGAGAUUGAGAAUGAUGCAGAGAUGCAUGAUGGGUUUUCACCCGAGCCACCCCGUCGGAUGACGACGCGUGCCCAAGCCAAUGCAACCAACCCUCAAGAUGAUGGCAACCAGUCCCCGACCUUUUCAGCCGACUCAGCUAGCUCUCUCCCGAAUCCCCACCCUCUCUUUCUGUUCCCAGAAAAUAUCCUGCCCGAUGCCAAUUUCGGCCUUCCACCUACAGAAGCUGAAGAAACUCGGCGUCUGCUCUGGUCAUAUGUCCAGAAACAGGAAGAGACAGUUCGUGGCUUUGAGCAUAUGCUAGACUCAUUACGCCGAGCAUGCCACAUGAAGUCCGACGUACUUGAAUGGUGCAAGGCUGAAGGCCAUGUUGGAGAAAUGAGUGAUGGCGAGGAUUGGUAUGACCGUGAGAAGUGGGGCCUGGCCGAGGGCGAAGACUUGAAGAAAGGAACUGAUGAUGAUGAGGGAGAAGUCGUCGAUGACAGUCGUACGACUGCUAAGCGGGGUCGGCGACGAGCCUAG
Molecule: messenger RNA, 1458 nt
Organism: Penicillium chermesinum
Lineage: Eukaryota; Fungi; Ascomycota; Eurotiomycetes; Eurotiales; Aspergillaceae
Product: RXT2 domain-containing protein
Exons: 4
Coding region: 1-1458 (485 amino acids)
Biological process (GO): negative regulation of silent mating-type cassette heterochromatin formation; negative regulation of rDNA heterochromatin formation
Cellular component (GO): cytosol; Rpd3L complex
Source: RefSeq, a predicted model, not a curated record